Messenger RNA from Paramacrobiotus metropolitanus, 1795 nucleotides. RefSeq lists its product as uncharacterized. Bases 1174 to 1584 code for a protein of 136 amino acids. The transcript has 4 exons. NCBI's taxonomy places the organism in Eukaryota, Metazoa, Tardigrada, Eutardigrada, Parachela, Macrobiotidae. The record is from RefSeq and is a predicted model, not a curated record.
AUAGCGAUAAUUCUUUGCAUUUUUCUCGUUCGCGCAAAAGGUCAAACUCGCGUAAUCGGUGUAAAUUGUCAGUUAAUGCCCGUCAUUUACCGUUGCCUCAUAAACAAGCACCAAAGGUCACUUUGCAUAACGGUAAACGUAGCCGGCCAACUGCGACCAAUUUAUCUCUCGAUGGGUUUAUGGUCUAUAGUCUGCGUACCGCAGUUAAACUUGCUCGUACUGUAUCCGGCAAGUACCAACAGUCACUCUUAGAAUACCUUGAGUAUUUAGAGUUUUUGUAUAUACGACGCCGUGACUACGAAGAAAAUGCAGUUUUAAGAUUUGACGAAGAAUUUCGCGAAACGGCAGACCAUGAUGAUUUAAAUCUGUCCGAUUCUCAUGAACGUUCGGCGUUAGGCGAUAAGUACUUCCACGCAAAAACACGGCGGCUGGAUUUAGAUGUUCAUCGCAGAACAUCUAAUAAAAAACGACCGCUUUUUCGUGGAAAUGCCGGCCAACGUGCCGGCACGCAGCGUUUCAAGUACACCUGUUGCCAUAACCGGCAGGAAAACAAGUGCCAUAAUAACGCCUCGUGUAGUUUUGACCAUAUCUGUGGACACUGCGGCGGCGACCAUCAAGGCGCCAGCUGCAACACCACAUCAGGCAGAGGGAGACAGAAUACGCGCUAAUGCGCCUAUCCCAUGUGGUUCUGACAUCUCUCCUCUUUGUUCUCGCUCCUUGCCUAACAUAGUUGUUGAUUCCGAUCUCCAGUCGCGGUGCGCUUUAACAAGGCACAUUAACACCUGGCAGAAGGAAUUAACAGUUAAAUCACCAAGAAAAAUUGUUUGUCCCAACACCAAGCGGGCACAUAAUAGGCAAGAGGCGGAGUCGGCUUUUCUACCCGGGUUCAAAAAUACGGAUAAUCUAGUUAGCUAGCAUAAUCACUGUGCAACAUCACCUAGGUACAAAUCGAGCAAAACUCAUUCGAACAGAACGAUGCUGGAGUGUGUUAAAAUUUAAGUCAUUAGAACAAAGUGUGAUGAUUUUCAAUUUUUAAAAUAUUUCUUAGAUCGAUAUCUUAGAUUCAAUUUGACUUUUUUGCUUGGACUGGGUCGACCCAUUUAUCGUUGCUGAAAGCGUGGACUGCUUGCUGCUUGACUCCUUGUUCUUUCGUAACUCCGACCUGUCUUUGACAUGCAUGAAGAAUUAGAGAACCUCUUUUCCUCCGUUGGAUUAAAUUCGCCAACGUGGUUAGGAAAUAUCGUGGACAGUGUACAGCGGGAGCGUCUGACUGCCAAGAGUGCCAGGCACUCAGUCUAUCGGCAGAUAUGGACGAAAAUCAAGAAUUCCAAACGUGUGGCGCUGCCAAAAUCGGUUGUCUAUCCAAAGGAACUCGUUCAGUGUAUGAAUGCGAUUUUUCCUGGAGAAGAACAUCACAAAGACGUUUCAUGGAUUACUCCGGCAUGUAUUACGGGCAGCAGGCCUACCCCACCACAGGAUAUCAGCACACUCCUUUCGUCGUGGCGCAGCAACCCUGGCAACAGCCAUACAUUUACCAGCACCCAUACUAAAAGCUCAAGGAAACUGGCGGAGCACCUGCUUUGAGCGGUAUGUCCAUCAAGACCUUGACUUGCGCCUCACCUUCGCCAAAUCCUUCGGCCACGCCAUUGAUGGAUUCCAUCCUUCACGGAUCUCUUAAUCUCCUGACACUCAUGGUUUGGUUUGUUUUUUUUUUCUUUUGUCGUUUUUUGUUUGUUCUUUUGUUGUUGCUCUGUUUGCGGGUUUGGGGCUUCCUUGUUUGAUGAUGUAAUUAAUG